Molecule: messenger RNA, 5904 nt
Organism: Bactrocera dorsalis (oriental fruit fly)
Lineage: Eukaryota; Metazoa; Arthropoda; Insecta; Diptera; Tephritidae
Gene: dpr14
Product: fibroblast growth factor receptor 1-A
Exons: 7
Coding region: 686-1660 (324 amino acids)
Biological process (GO): synapse organization
Cellular component (GO): neuron projection membrane
Source: RefSeq, a predicted model, not a curated record
UUUAGUACAUUGUGAUACACUUAAAACAAAUGAAAAUCGUUUGGUGUGGCGCAGUUUUACGGAUGCUACAGCCACAGCAACAUCAACGGCAUAUCGCCCGCAAAGCGUGCACUGAGCGGGAUGGCUGCAUACUCUUUGUACGUGUAUCGGGUUUAAAAAUCAAAAAGUGCAUAUCACCAAUAAGUGUAAAGGCUACAGCUUUUCAGCACUGCCGAGUGAGCUAGUGAUUUGGUGACCGAGUGUAGUAAAUAGUGAGAAGAACAAUCUCCUUUAGAUAAUAUUUGUGUGCAUGUAGAGCAAAGCACUUGUUCGUAACUACUGACCCAUAUAUGUAUGUACAUAUAUGGUAGCUCAUAUGCACCGAAGUUAUAGGACGUGCUCUGGAUAUUCUCUAAUAUUAUUUAUGUGUAUGCGUUUAAAACGGAAGUGCAUUGAUUAUAAAAAUCUAUAACUACGGAUUAAUAUUUGUAAAAAGUUCUCGGUCAAUAUACUAUAACUAACCUAAGAAAGACUGACAACAUACAUACAUAUGUAUAUGAAAUGUUCAUAAAUUACAAAGAAGUCAAGACAGGUCAAGUUCAAGGCAACUCAAAGAAAGAAUGUAUCGCGAUUUCAUAUUUGCGCUUAAUUGCAUACUCGAAAUUUUGCUGCUUCACUACAAUCUAAGGCAAUUUAAUGAAGAACAAUGGAAUCUAAACUAAUUUGGAUAAUAGCAAUAUUUUAUUCAACUCUUCAACAUAUCAGUUCCGCUUCAUCACCCUUGAAACGACCUCGAGCAGGAGAUCCCUUUGACACAUUUCCAAAAAAUUUUUGGCAAGAAUUCUCCUCCCCAUUUACGGACACACCCGAAGAUGAGGAGGCUGAAAUAACGGAAACCACAACUCACGAACCGUUUCCUUUCUUUGCUGAUCCAUAUACAACUGUAAACGUCAGUACGCAAUUAAGUUCGAAUGUACAUCUACAUUGUAGAGUCAACGACUUACAAGGAAAAACGGUAUCGUGGAUGCGGCGCAAAGGUGAUGAGUUGGCCCUGAUCACCUUCGGUCUUCACACGUACAGUGGUGACGCAAGGUAUUCCUUGGAGUUCGAAGAGCCAAAUGACUGGAAGCUUUCAAUACAAUAUGCAAAUGAACAUGACGAAGGACCGUACGAGUGUCAAGUCUCUUCACAUCCGCCUUUAGUAUUGUUAGUAUAUUUAACUGUAAUUGAAAUAAGCUCCAAACAUUUCUAUCACUUGGCAGUUCCUCACGUGGAAAUACUCGAUGAACGAGAUUCAGCCACUCCUGAGAAGUAUUAUAAAGCUGGAAGUACCAUUGAACUAAAAUGUGUAAUUUCGAAAAUACCGCAGCCGUCAUCUUACAUCACUUGGCAGCAUGGUAAGCGAAUGCUGAACUAUGACACCAGUCGGGGAGGAAUCAGCGUCAAGACUGACAUGCUUCCUGGAAGAGCAUUGAGCCGUCUUUAUAUUGCCAACGCAAAUCGACAGGACACUGGAAAUUAUACUUGCAUGCUUGGCAACGAUAUUUCAGGAACCGUCAUGGUUCACGUCCUAAAUGGCGAAGAGCCAGCCGCAAUGCAACAUGCAUCAGGAGCUAAGUUGUGCUCUCCGAUUUCGAUUGUGAUAGUUACAAUGAUGGCAUCAAAGAUUUGUCUACGAUGACAACACUAAUACGAACUAUUUGACACUAACACCAACACCACUUGUCCAAAUCUGCAUUUUUCAUGUCCGCAUAAUAAAGGGUUGUUUUAGAAUAUAAAUAAAAUUAGGUGCAUAUUACAAAUAAAUGAAUAGGAUAUGAACCCAACAAUUUUUACAAUACACAAUAGAAUAAAAAUGUAUAUAUAAAUGUUCAUAAAUUAUUGAAAAGAGUAAAGAUGUAUGUUAAGACUUUAACUUUUUCAUGCAUACUUAAACUCACUGUAUUAUAAUUGAAUUUUUUUCAUUUUUAUACAAAUAUUUAAAUACAUAGAAAUUUAUAUUUAUAACAAUUUGCAAUGAUCAAAAAUGUCUGGAGAUUAACACAUUUUCGGAAACGUCGAUCCUUAGUGAAACUAAUGUACCAAGAAUAUUGCGAACUGAAAAGUCUUUCAAAAUUUUGUUAAACGAAACCAUAAAUUAGGUUCUAAGAAAAUGAUAAACUUCCAAAUGCAAAUUAUUAUUAACGGUUAUUCAUAUUUGGUAUCUGUUAAAGGUCCUAACCUGGACAUUUGUCAACUAAAUAUUCACAUAUUAUCUUAAACCAAGUCCGCGAAACAGCUUUCAGUGAGAAUGAAGGCAAAGAAGUCAUGAAUUGUUCAGUUUCUAUAUUGUUAAAAAUAAUAAUAAGAAAUUUCCAAAGCUUUUUAAGUCUUUCUUAAAUUUGUCGUGGCAUUUCAAAACUAAUUUUGAUAUUCACUAUGAUCGGAACACAGUGAUAUUUAAGCUUCGAAUUUUGUGUAUGUAAAAUUUACAUAAAUUUAACACUUGUUUAAAAUCUAUAAUUUCAGAACUUAAAACUAUUAAAUUGUUAUCAACAUCAUCUACGAUACAGUGUUGAUAUUACUUAUAUGUAUGAUUUGAAAUAAAAACAAGUGGAUUAUUUUAGAACCAAGAACAAUUUACACAAUUCAAGGCGAAGAAAACCUUUUAUAAAUAUUAAUUAGCUUACAAGUAAAUACAAAACAUUCUAUUUAGAAUUGUAAAACGAUCAUCUAAGACGACGUCAAAUGCGAGAAUUUGUUAAUAAUAUCAGAGAAAGUUAUGCUUAAAUACAUUAUAUAAAUACAAAAGUAUCUCUGAGGCUAAAAAACGUGAAGGAGCCAAAUUUUAAAAAAAUUAAGAAAAAAUCGAGUGAGAUAAUGAAACAAUACUUAUAGAGAAAUAAAGAAAGCAUACAAUUAACUGGAAAUCAAAAUAAAAAUAAGUAACAUACAUAUGUACUCGUAUUUAUUUAAGCAAGAUUGUUACAUUUUUUUACUCAUACUACAUCCAUAAAUGUGUCGUUAACGAAAAUCAAUCAAAUUUACAUACAAACGUAAAUACAUACAUAUAAUACAUACAAGUAGAUAUGUGUAAACAUAUGUAUAUCAAUAGCAAAUCUUGCGAAACAUUUCCGCGACUGCUACUUUAAAUUACUUACUAAAAAGAAUUGUAUUUUUUUUUUUCAAAAUAGAUUCAAAUUUCGACAUUUCUAAUUCAACACAAUUUUUUGCUUCAUAGUUACCAUAUUCUGCCCCUUCCAAUAGAAAAAGGAUUAAUAAUUUAACGCACACCUCUUUAUACUAUCUGAAUGAUGUUGGAGUAAAUUUUUAAUUAAAGUGAUUAGUAAAGAUAACUUUUGGCAAUGGCUUUAUUUUGUUAAUACAUCCAGUGCAUUUAAAUCUUUUGAAUAAAAGUGAGGUGAAGAUAAUUCAAAUAAUUCUAAUUUUGUUUAUAAGUAAUUUUUAAUAAAUUUACAAAACUGCACUGAAUAUUUUUUAUUACUAUAAUUACUGGAGCUAGUACAUAUGAAUAACAUAUGUGUAUUUCAUAUUUACCAUAUAUUACAUAUAUGUAUUUUACAUGAUUUUUAAUCUGGGUAUUGUUUUAAUGAAUUUGUAUCGGACCCUUGAGAAGCAAUAAAAUUAUUUAAAGUCAAACUAAUUAGUUUCUUAUGAGCGGAAAUGAGUUUUAUCGAAAAUAAAUCAUAAUUGUUAGCAAAAACUUAAAUCUUAGAUGCUGCUCAUACCUAAGUUGUUACUUUAAUAUAUUCCGCGGAUUGUAUUUCUCCACCACAGAAAGCAGACACGAUUUAAGAAAGAGUUUGUUUAUUUUCGACAUUUUGCUAUUUUAUGGGAAAAACUGAAAUUUCAGAGACGUCAGCAAAAAAGAUCGUCUUGUGAAAUAACGGAUAAUUAACUUUUCUAAGUGUCCAUUCAGCAUUGAAUAAAUACCAUAUUAAACAUAAGUUUUUGGAAAUAGCUCGCUAAAUUUAUUUCAAUCAUUUAGUUACAUUACAAAGAGGAAACUUAUAUUCAUUUAAAAAUCAAAGUCAGUGUGAAAUUUGGAAUCUAUUUUUUUGUUUUUGGUUUUUUUUCAUAAUUUUUUAGUAUAGUUAAUUAUUGGAUAGCCGCUCAGUGUAGUCAGUAUCCCAAUCAGUUAGUCUUUAAACGCAAUUUUAUCGAAACAAAAUUUUUCGAAUUUGCUGCAAAGAUAACUCAGAGACAACUGGUCCGAUCAUCAUAACUUUUUUAUUGUUGGAGAUUUAUAAAACAGCUGUUUUGGACAUUAAAAAUAUAGUACAUAGUUUAAUAUUUUUUUUAAGAAAACAUUGUAAUGCCGUAUUUUGUUUUACAAGUCUUCUUGUUUAAAAUGUUUUCCCUUUAAGGUAAAUAAAGGACGAGUUUUUGAUUUGGGAAGUCGAUUGAGGGGUGAAUUCAGAUGUAUUGGUUUUAAUCCAUAGGUUUAUUUAAAUUUUUGCUUGUUUUUCUCUUUGUUGUAGCUAAAUCAGCUGUAAUAAUGUAAUAGAUUUCAAAAGUGGGCAUUAAAUCAGAGAUUAACCGUGCGAUUCUGUACUGUGAUACAGUCACAAGUCUCUAAAAUUGAGAUUUUAAAUUAGAAACAUCUUUUGUAACUUGAGACGAUUUUACAAUUCUGUAAGUGACAGUCACAAAAUCUAUUGCAUUUCAUUAUGCAGAGAUAUUUUUACACUUGAAUGAAAAUAAAUAUGUCGAUAACAAAGAUAAAAUUUUCUAUAACAUAGUCAAAAAACAUAAUUACCAAUAAAAAUAAAAAUAUAUGUUGACUUUGCUUGAUAAUAUUUACGAAAUUUAUGUAAAAUUUAUUUAUUUUUAACCUUUUCGUGUUUGAGUUGCUCACAAAAUAUAAAAAAACGAUAAUCGAUUAUUACCUAUGAUGAGUUCAGUAUAUUCAAAAUGGCAAACAAGAGUUCUUUUUAAUUUUGUGACCUGCUAACUAUCAGGUCACAAAUUUGAGACAAUAUUUUGACACUAACGCUAGAGACUGUUUAGUGAAUAGUAACUAGUCACAAAUUGAGACUUUACCUCAGAAUGUCUCAAAUAGUGACCAGAGACUGCUUACAGAAUCGCGUAUAAGUGUCGGUCGGAACGUGUAUAAGUAGUUGCUUAAGUACAUAUAUAACUGAAGCAUAUACACACCAGUAAGAGGUAAGAGUGUCCGUUCUAAAUUGGGUGCAUCGUAACCUUAAACAUUGCUGUAAUCAGAGGAUACCGCCUUGUUACUAUUCAAAUUAUUCAAUUUAUAGGAACGAAGACGAUACUUAAAUUCUUGUUAGUCAGGAUGGUUGUAAAACUGUCUUUCUUUUUCUUAUGAUUCGAAAUUGAAUUUUAAUUUAAAAAAUAAUUAACUCUUACAAUUUCAUUGCACAUUAAUAUAGACACACAUAGAAUACAAGUAGUAUGUAUUUGAACCCUACUGAAUUUGAAUAGAAUGUCUUCUUCGAAAUCAUAUACUUUAAAAUGAUUGAAUAAAAUUCUUGAAUUUUCGCUAAACAAUACAUUGCAAUAGAUAACCCAAAGCUUUUUUAAAUUUUCAAUUUUUGAAACUCUCAAUAAAUGUAUAUAACAUAAAUAUUGUAUAUAAGUUCAGGUAUGUGUUCGUAAAAGUACACCUAGAGGAAAACAUAUUGGUAGUUGAUUACAGUCGUAUAUCUCCAGUGCUAUCAAUCACAUUGUGUCAUAGCACAUAGCGUUCGAAAGAUGAGAUUUUAAACCUUAUUUAAUACGGUGACGAUGCUGUAUCAGUUCGUAGCACAACAAUGUUUCGCUCGCUUGCGUUCUGGAAAUUUAAAUUACGAUUUACACUGAUGAAAGUUUUACACUGAUGGAAUAUUGCCUCUAGCGGAAAAAUGGCAAAAAGUGGUCGACCAAAAUAGUACAUAUUUCUUUAUUUAUUUAUUAGUGUAA